UUAGACUUUGUAUCAACCAUCCUUGCGCGACAUCCCUCUUAAUUUGCAGUAUCUCUAUCACCCCGCGGGCUUUUCUCCUUGCAUCUCAGAGCUUAUGGUUUGAGCCAGAAACUUCAAACGUAUCAUUCCAAGCUUUACCGAGAAAUCUCUGACUUUGUCUAUCCUAGAAAAUGGUCCGAUCAUCUCAAUCCAAGACAUUCUCCUCUGCGCCAUAUUUUCAAGAUCGUGGUAUUCACGGGACGGCGGAACCCAUCACCGAAAGAGUAAAUCCUCAUUCCCGACCUAUUGUCUCAUAUUAUUUUCCUAAAGAUAUUGGCGCACAACACUAUGGCGAACGGCAUCCUAUGAAACCGCAUAGGCUCACACUAACGAAUGCUUUAGUGCUGGGUUACGGUCUUGACAAACAACUACAUCACAUAUAUGAUGUUCGAUGGGCCACACGAGAAGAGCUAGAAGUUUACCAUGACGCAGAUUAUCUUGAUUUUUUAGCCAAAGUUACACCGCAAAACCAAGGAGAAAUGAAGCAAAUGCUGGACAACUUCAACUGCGGAGAAGACUGCCCCGUUUUCUCGGAUAUGUACGAUUUCUGUCGUAUGUCAUCCGGAGGCUCGCUUGCCGCCGCUAGAAAACUAUGCGCUGGUACCACUGACAUUGCCAUCAACUGGGCAGGCGGACUUCACCACGCGAAGCGAGGGGAAGCCAGCGGAUUUUGCUACACGAAUGAUAUCGUUUUGGGAAUCCUCGAACUCCUGAGAUACCAUCCUCGAGUUCUAUAUAUUGACAUUGAUAUCCAUCACGGAGACGGUGUGGAGUUCGCCUUUUAUAACUCCAAUAGAGUUAUGACUGUCUCCUUUCACAAGUACACCGGGGAUUUCUUCCCGGGGACUGGGAAAUUGGACGAUAACGGUAGUGGACUGGGGAAACAUUUCUGUCUUAACGUUCCCCUAUUAGACGGUAUCGAUGACGAGAUGUACCUCACCGUUUUUAAGACGGUAAUUGGUGACACGGUCCACGCAUUCAGCCCGUCAGCAAUCGUUCUCCAAUGCGGUGCAGACUCUCUAGGCUGUGACCGUCUCGGUGCAUUCAACUUGUCUAUCGCAGCACACGGCGAAUGCGUCAACUUUGUACGAAAAUUCAACGUCCCACUUAUGAUCGUCGGGGGAGGCGGAUACACCAUCAAAAACGUCAGUCGCUGCUGGACUUACGAGACGUCCGUUCUCGUGGGUGCGUCAAUACCCAAUGAACUACCGCGUACCGUCUAUGACUCCUUCUUCGCCGACUCACAUUGGAAACUCCAUCCACCGCUCACGGGGAAAGUCGAUAAUCAAAACACCCCAGCCUCACUGCAGCGCGUCACGAUAAGUAUAAAGAACAAGCUCCGGUACUUGCAAGGUGCGCCGAGCGUCGAGAUGCAGGAGAUACCCCCGAACCUCCAGGGGCUUCUAGCAGAUGAAGAGCGUACGCAGGAAGAGAAAGACGAAGAGCGCGGUAAUGCCAAGGCGGGGGAACGGCGGGAGGAUCGGACGAUUGCCCGUAAUGAAUUCUAUGAUGGGGAGAUUGACGUUGAUCAUGCCCCGCCGCUGGUUAAUAACAAUAAUAGGUCUGGGACGAAUGGGCGCCGGGGACGGGGUGGGCGUCGAGCACGCGGGGGACGUAGGGCUAGGGGAGGAAGACCCUCUGGUGCGGGUAGAGAUGAUGAUGAUUCCAGUGAUGAAGUUGUGACUCCUCGGAGAGCUAGAGGCGGACGUAGAGGCCGGGGGAGAGUGAAGAGCUCCAGGACUAUUGAAAGGGAAAGGGAUGACGAGGGGGAACCGGAAAAACCUGGUGCAGAUUCAAUGGAUGUUGAUGAAGAGGAGUGAUUUUUGUAAGGG
This is a messenger RNA of Guyanagaster necrorhizus, 1871 nucleotides long. RefSeq names its product histone deacetylase. Bases 171 to 1859 code for a protein of 562 amino acids. The record is from RefSeq and is a predicted model, not a curated record. The transcript is spliced from 6 exons. Gene Ontology annotation, molecular function: histone deacetylase activity. Gene Ontology annotation, cellular component: Rpd3L-Expanded complex. Gene Ontology annotation, biological process: epigenetic regulation of gene expression. NCBI's taxonomy places the organism in Eukaryota, Fungi, Basidiomycota, Agaricomycetes, Agaricales, Physalacriaceae.